AUGCCUGUUAAAUCUACUCGUACUGCAAAAAGACAAACCCCUCUCUCGUCCCAAGCUACAUCUGGUAUUGAGACGCGAGCGGUAGAAUCUUCUCAACCAACGGAACCGAACUACAGUGAAAUGUCUGCAUCUGACUUCAUUAGCUCUAUUGCUGAACGGAACAAAGACCCUGUUAUAGGCAAAAUGUUGGUAGUACCUGCUGAAACAGUUAAAACGGAUUUUGUCGAACAGUUGGAAGCGGACAAACGGUCUCGUAGCAUAGUGAUAAGUGGUCUGCCUGAGUCUGGGGGUUUCUCGUCCUCCUCUGAGAUGCUGGACGACCUUGAGGAGUCAAAGACAAAGACAACGAGAUUUUGCUCGCGCUUAAUGUAA
This is a messenger RNA of Necator americanus (New World hookworm), 372 nucleotides long. RefSeq lists its product as uncharacterized. NCBI's taxonomy places the organism in Eukaryota, Metazoa, Nematoda, Chromadorea, Rhabditida, Ancylostomatidae. The transcript has a single exon. The record is from RefSeq and is a predicted model, not a curated record. Bases 1 to 372 code for a protein of 123 amino acids.